GGUGUGCGCAGCCCCGGAGUCAUGUCCAGAUCGGGUGACCGAACCUCCACGUUUGACCCGACUCACAGCGACACUCUGCUGCACGGUCUCAACCUGCUGUGGAGGAAGCAGCUCUUCUGCGAUGUGACUCUGACCGCGCAGGGACAGCAGUUCCAUUGCCAUAAAGCGGUGCUGGCAUCCUGCUCGCAGUAUUUCAGGUCUCUGUUCUCCACACACAUGCUCAACAGAGAAGAUGGGCUGGCAGCGAAGGACCAAGGAAGCAGCGGCACCCCAUCCUCCUCCCCGGAUGACAAGCUCCUUCCCAGCCCGGGCUCCACCACCAUCAACAACCUGGUGCUGCAAGGCUGCUCCUCCAUCGGUCUGCGGUUGGUGCUGGAGUACCUGUACACCGCCAACGUUACCCUCUCCCUGGACACAGUGGAGGAGGUGCUCUCCGUCAGCAAGAUCCUAAACAUACCCCAGAUCACCAAGCUCAGCGUGCAGUUCCUCAAUGACCAGAUCUCGGUGCAGAACUACAAGCAGAUCUGCAAGAUCGCAGCUCUCCACGGACUGGACGAGACCAAGAAGCUCGCCAACAAGUACCUGGUGGAGGACGUCCUCCUCCUGAACUUUGAGGAGAUGUGCGCCAUGCUGGACGCCCUGCCUCCGCCUGUGGAGUCGGAGCUGGCUCUCUUUCAGAUGUCGGUGUUGUGGUUGGAGCAUGAUCGGGAGACCAGGAUGCACUACGCUCCAGACUUGAUGAAGCGCUUGCGGUUCGCCCUUAUCCCAGCCCCAGAGCUGGUGGAGAGGGUGCAGUCGGUGGACUUUAUGAGGACUGACCCAGUGUGCCAGAAACUGCUCCUAGAUGCCAUGAACUACCACCUGAUGCCCUUUAGACAGCACUGCAGACAGACCACUGCUAGCAGGAUUCGCUCAAACAAACGGAUGCUCCUGUUGGUUGGAGGCCUUCCUCCGGGUCCCGACCGCCUCCCCAGUAAUCUCGUUCAAUACUACGAUGACGAAAAGAAGACAUGGAAGAUCCUCACAAUAAUGCCGUAUAACAGCGCCCAUCACUGUGUGGUCGAAGUGGAAAACUUCCUUCUUUUACUUGGAGGAGAAGACCAGUGGAACCCUAAUGGCAAGCACAGCACUAACUUUGUAAGUCGGUAUGAUCCAAGAUUCAAUAGCUGGAUACAACUACCACCCAUGCAGGAAAGGAGAGCGAGUUUCUUCUCAUGCUGCCUGGAUAAGCACUUGUAUGUUGUUGGGGGAAGAAACGAGACAGGUUAUCUAUCUAGCGUUGAAGCCUACAACCUUGAGACAAACGAAUGGAAUUACGUUUCUUCUCUUCCUCAGCCACUGGCUGCACACGCAGGAGCCGUGCACAAUGGGAAAAUAUACAUCUCAGGUGGGGUUCACAAUGGAGAAUAUGUGUCUUGGCUUUACUGCUAUGACCCCGUGAUGGACGUAUGGGCUCGAAAACAGGACAUGAACACUAAGCGAGCCAUACACGCCCUCGCAGGCAUGAAUGACCGCCUCUAUGCUAUUGGUGGCAACCACUUAAAAGGAUUCUCUCAUCUGGAUGUAAUGCUGGUUGAAUGCUACGACCCUAAAGCAGAUCAGUGGAACAUUCUGCAAACGCCCAUCCUAGAGGGACGCAGCGGACCCGGAUGUGCUGUUCUUGAUGACAGUAUUUACCUAGUGGGGGGCUACAGUUGGAGCAUGGGGGCGUACAAGUCAUCCACCAUUUGUUACAGUCCAGAAAAAGGCACUUGGACAGAAAUGGAAGGAGAGGUGGCAGAGCCUUUAGCUGGGCCGGCCUGUUCCACGGUCAUACUGCCAGCCUGUUUACCAUUUAACAAAUAACUGUAUAGAACGGCAAAGAAUGCAGCCAAGUAGAAGAAAACACCACUGGGAUGGAAAGUCCAUUGCUAAAGAAAAAUGAAUGAGAGGACUCUCUCUGAGAAACGCCUGUAGCUUUUGAACAGGAGGUGAUGAGGUGUACAGAUUAUUAUUUUUUUACUGGUCUGACAAGAGCACUUUGUUUCUUUCAUACCUAAAAGUUUAAAACUGAUGUAAAUCAUCAACUUUACGUAUUUGAUGCUCAUGUGUGUUGACAUUCAACUGCUCAUACUCUAUUACAUUUUUAUCGUAAACGUUUUUGCCUAACUUGACAUUGGCACGCAUACUUUUUCCAAAUCGAUAUACAGUAACUUCCAUGCGUACUUUGUAUUUUGUGGAAACUGCCGAUGAAAAAGUAAAAGUUGAUUUGGGUUGACAAAGGACCAUUUAUGUUUUUCCGAGCAAAAAUCACAAUUCUGUGUACAAUGUAGAAUAGAUAUCAAGUAUUUAAUAUAAAUCACACCCUGUCUGCUUGUUAGAUAUUGCCGCCAUAUUUAAGUGGCACAUUGUUAUUUGUACAGAUGAGAGGAGAUUAAAUGUCAGUCAUUAAAAGAGAAAAACAAAUCAUGUCAGACAACACCAACACAACGUUGAUUGAUUAUUGGUUGAACAAUCAUUCUAUUAUUUACUUAGCCAUGUAGUAUAUAUAUAUAUAUGCAUGGCGUGGAGUGGAAAGCUUAUUGUAUUAUACUGUGGGUACAUAAUUGCUUUGUUUAUGUUGUUUACUUGUUCAUAUCUCACAGUGCCUAUGUUUAGCACUAGGUUGCUCUGUUUCAUAAAAUGCCCCAUUAUAACAGCCUUACUAAAAUCAGCCAUUUUAAACCGAGUCAUAUUAAUUAUUGGACUGAUUGGUUUCUCCGAGGCGUGAUAAGUAAUCGGAAUAUGUUGCACUGAUAUUUCUCAGCCCUUUUCAUGAGGAAAGGGAAUGUUUUCUUUUUUUUUUCAUUCUUGUAAAUAAUUGCUUGCAGUGGAACAUUUUGUGC
This is a messenger RNA of Xyrauchen texanus (razorback sucker), 2864 nucleotides long. Its product is annotated as kelch-like protein 14. Lineage: Eukaryota; Metazoa; Chordata; Actinopteri; Cypriniformes; Catostomidae. The coding region runs from base 22 to 1845 and encodes 607 amino acids. Gene Ontology annotation, molecular function: protein binding. The record is from RefSeq and is a predicted model, not a curated record. The transcript has 8 exons.